Molecule: messenger RNA, 1942 nt
Organism: Pimephales promelas (fathead minnow)
Lineage: Eukaryota; Metazoa; Chordata; Actinopteri; Cypriniformes; Leuciscidae
Gene: kcnj19b
Product: potassium inwardly rectifying channel subfamily J member 19b
Biological process (GO): regulation of monoatomic ion transmembrane transport; potassium ion import across plasma membrane
Cellular component (GO): plasma membrane
Molecular function (GO): G-protein activated inward rectifier potassium channel activity
Source: RefSeq, a predicted model, not a curated record
CGAGCGCAUGUGCCCAACCUCUGCCUCCCUCUCUCAGCGUAAAGGCAGAAGAAGCGCGCAUCAGUUCAGAUUUAGUGCCGCAGUUUAUCUACACUAUACAUCUCCACAUUGAGAGAAGUUGCGGGAAAGACACGGGAGAACUUGCUCUGUUUUUGAGCUAAUUUUGCGCGUCCCUAUUUUAUUAAUUUGAGGAUAACAGUUAAAUAAUAUGAACUUAAAGGCAGUUAAGUUGACGAUCUAUGGAGCGAUGAACGUGUGGAAACGUAGGACACCCUUCUAGUGUGUUAUUCGAACUAUUGUUGAUCGAGCAUCAUGUCUGCGAUCAGACGAAAAUUCGGCGAAGAUUAUCAAGUGGUGAACACCAACCGGGCCAUGUCCUUUUCUGCCCCGGCCAAAAAAAAGCGCCAGCGGUUCGUGGAGAAAAACGGGCGCUGCAACGUCCAGCACGGUAACCUUGGCGGGGAGACCAGCAGGUACAUCUCCGACCUCUUCACCACGCUCGUGGACCUCAAGUGGCGCUGGAACCUGCUCAUUUUCCUCUUAACGUACACGGUCGCGUGGCUUAUCAUGGCAUCUAUGUGGUGGAUCAUCGCGUACAUCCGUGGGGACCUCGGACGCGGCCACGACGACUCGUACACGCCGUGCGUCGCCAACGUUUACAACUUUCCCUCCGCUUUUUUGUUCUUCAUUGAGACUGAGGCGACUAUAGGUUACGGGUACAGAUAUAUAACGGAGAAGUGCCCGGAGGGCAUUAUACUUUUCCUGUUCCAGUCGCUGCUGGGCUCGAUCGUGGAUGCGUUUCUCAUCGGCUGUAUGUUCAUUAAGAUGUCUCAGCCCAAGAAACGCGCAGAGACGCUCAUGUUCAGCCAGGACGCGGUCAUCUCACAACGGGACGGGAAGCUCUGCCUCAUGUUUAGGGUCGGGAAUCUCAGGAAUAGCCACAUGGUGUCGGCGCAGAUCAGGUGCAAGCUCAUCAAGUCUCGUCAAACCCCAGAGGGAGAGUUUCUACCAUUGGAUCAGCGGGAAUUGGAUGUAGGAUUUGGAACGGGCGCUGACCAACUCUUUCUUGUCUCACCCCUCACAAUAUGUCAUGAGAUCAAUUCCAAUAGCCCAUUUUUCGACUUGUCUCAGCGUUCCCUCAUGAAUGAGCAGUUUGAGAUUGUCGUCAUCCUGGAAGGCAUUGUGGAAACUACAGGCAUGACGUGCCAAGCACGAACAUCUUACACAGAGGAUGAGGUGCUGUGGGGUCACCGCUUCCUACCAGUCAUGUCGCUGGAGGAGGGAUUCUUCAGGGUGGACUACUCUCAGUUCCAUAACACAUUUGAGGUUACCACUCCUCCAUAUAGUGUGAAAGAGCAGGAUGAGAAGUCCUCCUUGCACUCCCCCGGUCCUGUUCUCUCCCCUACGUUGCACGAUGGUCGUAGUUGCAGAGAGCACAUCUUCUCCUUUGACGGGGUUCCUCUCACCGAAGAACCCGGGUCCAAAUUACCAAGCAAGCUCCAGCGUAUGACUUCCAAAAAUGGAAAAGAGGUCCUCAAAACUGGAAGUGCGCAGCCGACAGAAAAGGCCUCCAGCACAGGUGACCUGCCCCUCAGGGUGCAGCUGCUCGGAUCCCUGGUGGGUCAGCGGGAGGCGGAAAAUCACCUCCAGCUCAAACCUCUUAAGAUGGGGUCAGAGGCCCACACCCGGUCGGCAGGAGAGCUGGAGCAUCACAGACUGUUUGCAAUCCCUGCUCCGGUCCCAGGCCCGAGCCUCAACCUGUUGCCUGCCUCCAGUGGCCGACCAGAGGACAACCUCCCCUCUAAAUUACGCAGAAUGAAUGCAGACCACUGAAUGGGUCUUUAUUUUUCACACAGAGAUGGCCAGUCAGUUUUAAGAGAACAUGAGCUACUGGUGUGUCUUUCACACUCACUUAGGGGUGUCUUUAUUGGCUGAGGAGGGG